This is a messenger RNA of Microthlaspi erraticum, 1335 nucleotides long. NCBI's taxonomy places the organism in Eukaryota, Viridiplantae, Streptophyta, Magnoliopsida, Brassicales, Brassicaceae. The record is from the annotation of a GenBank genome assembly.
AUGGAUAGGAUCAGCAAUCUACCUGAUGAGAUUGUUUGCCACAUCUUGUCCUUCGUCUCCACAAAUGAGGCUGCUUUAACUUCUGUUCUCUCGAAGAGAUGGCGAAAUCUUUUUGCCUUCACAUCAAAUCUCUGUUUCGAAGACAAAGCCUUUGCCACUGAUGAGGAUCCCGGAACGGACGUCACAAGGAGUCUCAUAGAAUUCGUGAAUAGAGUAUUGGCUGUGUCAGGCGAUUUCCCCAUAAAGAAAUUCACCCUAAAAUGGCGAAUUAAAUCAGCUCAUGUCAGCGAUUGGAUAUGUAAUGUGCUGACGCAUGUGAUAGGUCAUGGUGUCGAGGAUCUUGUUCUUCAUUACAUAUAUAGUGACUAUUUGUAUGAUCAACUGCUGUUAAGUUUCUUCAGUUGCAAGACAAUUGUUCAUCUAAAACUAGGAUUUGCGUCUCAUAUGGAUAUUCUUCCCAAAAAUGCAUCUCUUCCAGCUCUUAAGACUCUGCUUCUUGAUUGUAUUCGGUUCUUCCCUCAUCAUUGUGGUCAUGAGUUCGAACCCUUUCUUUCUGCUUGCCCUGUGCUUGAGGAAUUUACGAUAAUAUGUUAUGGGGAAUGGGAAUGGUGGUGCAGAGUCUCAAGUAUGACCCUUCAGAGAAUGACUAUUAUUAACUUUGCAAGGUUUUCCAGGCCUCGUUAUUGUAGCAUCACUUUUGAUACUCCAAGUCUUGCCUACUUAAAAUACUCUGGUUUUGUUCAUAUUGAGCAUCCAGUUGUCAGUCUCCAAUCGCUUGUCGUAGCUAAGCUUGAUAUUUCUCUUUCUUCGAGGGAACAUGGUGAACGCGAUCCAACGAAUCUGAUUGAGGGGUUAAGAAAUAUACAGGUCCUAGAGUUAUCGUCUAUUACAACCUCAGACAUUUUUUAUUCCGUUCGUGAAGCAAUCCCAGUGUUUGAAAAGCUUUCUCGUCUAUCUAUUGCAACUGAGUUAGGCUCGUGUUGGAAACUUGUGCCUUUACUGCUUCAAAAUUCUCCAAAUCUAGAGACUCUUGUCAUCAAGGGUCCUUUGCACUAUUGUGAUAAAUAUGGACAGCAGUUAGAAUCUGUCUGCGAGUGCUUGUCUGGUUAUUCUUUUCCAUGGUCAUGUCAUGUGAAAGUCCUAGAGAUAACGGAGUACCGUGGAACUAAAGGAGAAUUGGAGCAAAUGAAACAUAUCCUUGAGAAACUGCCAUGUCUUGAGCUUGUCAAAGUCCGUGCUUGGGCAGUUGCAAAGUUUUUAUUCACCAAAGAUUUGCUAAUGCUUCCCAGAGCUUGCAAGAUCCAGCUCAAGUAUUGUCAACCAUCAGAGAACUAA